Clarias gariepinus (North African catfish) is the source of this 2084-nucleotide messenger RNA. Its product is annotated as stimulated by retinoic acid gene 6 protein-like. Gene Ontology annotation, cellular component: plasma membrane. The coding region runs from base 1 to 1848 and encodes 615 amino acids. The transcript has 19 exons. Lineage: Eukaryota; Metazoa; Chordata; Actinopteri; Siluriformes; Clariidae. Gene Ontology annotation, molecular function: retinol transmembrane transporter activity; signaling receptor activity. The record is from RefSeq and is a predicted model, not a curated record. Gene Ontology annotation, biological process: vitamin A import into cell.
AUGCGGACGGUGAAGGUUUUUAUAUUGCUAUUGCUGUCGUUCGUCGAGCGCAGAAAGAAUCAUCAUCCCUUUGAGGAGAGAUUUCCAUGCCUGAGAGGCAAAUUUGGCAUUGUAGUCCCCCUUGACUUCACGAGCUGUCUGGAGAACCGAUGGUCCUACGCUUUCGCUUUUGGUGCCACAGCACCUCUGAUAUUUGGUUUGUUCUUUGGCUUCAUCAACCCUUUUCCAUACAAACUACCGCGCUACUUAAAAGUGUUUGUGUACUUGAUAUCAUCUAUGGAGGUGGGCAUAGUGAGCAAGCCGUUCUUCGCCUGCCUUUCAACGCCACACAAAAUGCUCGGUGGUGUUCUGGGCCUGCUGUAUACACUCGCCUGGUUUAUUGUGCAGCUGUGGGAAGUAGUCUGGUGUAAGAAAGCAUCUACACUCAAUGAGGAGGACUUGUUUGUUUUUUCUCUGCAGUAUGAGUGGUUAUAUGAUGCACCAAAUUUACUGUCUUUGGGGUUCCUGUUCUUCCGGUUUGGCUUCAUGAUAGUGAAUGAUGUCCUGAUCCGCGUGAAGAAACACAGCAAUAAGGAAACGGAAGAAAUGAAACAUCAGUACAGAUAUGUACAAAGAUUACUGAGGCGGCCUGCUGAAGUGUUUAUGCAGAAGAGCUGGUUCCAGAGGAAAGUGUAUGAGUGGGACCCAUAUUUUAAAUUCCCAAAUAGGAUCAUCGCCACUGUUGUGCUCUCCUUCCUUGGAGUAUACCUGGUAUGUAUUGUGUUAACUGAGCAGAUCCUAUCUUCAUGGUGUACUAAGAUGAUCUACGGUCCGUAUUUUUAUAUCUUUGCAAAUAAGCCAACUUGGACAACUUACCUAAACUAUGCAAUAUAUACCUGGUACGUCACAUCAGUGUGUGCUGCCAUCUCAUCUGUCAUUAACAUAAGUCAUGUGAUGGUCUAUUACAGAAAGCACAUUAAAUCAUUGUGGGCUGGAGAGAAACAAUAUCUGCCGAAGACAUUCACACUGAGACCUGCUGUUAGUCUGGCAGGACUUUUGAAAUAUCCUGGCUAUCAGAUUGCUUUCACAAUGUGGGGUUAUCUGAUCGUUCACUUGGCGAUGUUCACAGCUGGAAUGGUUUUUGUAUAUCUGGUUAUAUCACCGAUUCGGGAAAACGGCUUCCUCUCCUGGCUGCUCGACCUGAUAACCUUUCUGACAAAUUUCUUCAUUGUGUUCACUCUGAUGAAGCUUCAGCGUAUUGUAAUAAAAUGGGUUUUUCUGCAUGACAAAACCUCACCUCAUGAUGAAGAGAAACCACUGGCACUCAAUAACAGGAAAGCUUUUCACACCUUUAACUACUACCUCUUCUUCUUUAAUGUAAUCCUGGGCUUGGGGAGCUGUGUGCUGAGGUUAAUCAGGAGCGCCAUCGUGGCCUUGUUUCUUGUGUCACGUAUCGAGCGGACCGUAAUGCCUCAGGGCUUCAAGAAAUUAGAUGCAAGCCACUGUACAUGGGUGGGAAUGAUAAUAACAGAUCAUCAUCACAAUAAUCCAGUUCUGGUGUGUUUCUGCCACCUGCUGGUCAAACACAGCCUGCUAAGUGUUCAAGUAGAUUUAAAACCAGGUAACCUAUGUUCUACAGCAGUUCUGGCAAAGAAACGAGCUCACCUUCGCUGGGUCCUUGUGUACACCUUGCUGAGGAACCCUAAACUCAUCCUGCUGAGAAGGAAAUGCUGGGAAGCAAACAGGGAACAGUUAGAGCACGCCUUCAUCUGGGCCAUGACAACACACAGAGGGAAUAAAAACACCAUCAAGUCUGUCCAAACACUAAUUUCUGCCUUGCAUGGUUCCUCAUUUGCCUCUGAGAUUUGAUGGGAGGGUCUGAAGAGGUGUGUCCUCCUUAAAUCCUGAAGCAGAAAGUCCACUGAUCCCUUGCCGCCCCUACUCAUCACUCCGAAACACUCUAAUAGUGAAGUUUUGUUCUUGGCCUGCAUUGUGAUAAAUACAUAUGCAUUUAAUUAACAUAUCAAAUGAAAACUGAUUAUCCAGAAAUAAUCCAAAAUACAGCAUAUGAAGCAUGUUUAUCUAAUUACCUUUUUGUGUGACCA